Messenger RNA from Papilio machaon (common yellow swallowtail), 974 nucleotides. RefSeq names its product origin recognition complex subunit 6 (gene Orc6). NCBI's taxonomy places the organism in Eukaryota, Metazoa, Arthropoda, Insecta, Lepidoptera, Papilionidae. The transcript has 6 exons. Gene Ontology annotation, biological process: DNA replication; DNA replication initiation. Gene Ontology annotation, cellular component: nuclear origin of replication recognition complex. Gene Ontology annotation, molecular function: DNA binding. Bases 117 to 974 code for a protein of 285 amino acids. The record is from RefSeq and is a predicted model, not a curated record.
UCAAGUUGUCAAUGUCAAAUUGAUUUGGCAAGAACAUUUAUGGCGCGGAUUUUUGUUGUGUAUAAACUUAGUAAAUUAAUUAUCUUAAAUUGAUGAAAAACUAACAGUUUAAAACAAUGACUACAUACAAUAAAACGUUUCGAUUGUUGGCAUCAAAGCUAAGUCUUCAAGACGAAGAAAAUGUUUUAAGAAAAGCGGCGGAAUUGGAGCGUCUUCUACAAACCAAGACGAUUGCGGGUAGUAAUAUAACUGACAACAGUAAAAUUGUAAUAUGUUUAGAUUUGGCCGCAAAUAUGUAUGGUGUAGAUUUAGAUUUGAAAACAGCAGUCAAAUACUCCGGUCUCAAACAACCAACAUAUUUAAAUUCAAGAAAAAUAUUAGAAAAUCUUUUAGAACUAAAUGAUGAUAAAAUGUCAAUUUCAUGUUUAUGUAUAUCACUUCAAUCCACUGAAGUGCAAGCAUUAGCUGAAGAUAUCCUUGAAGAGUAUAAGAAAAAAUCUAAAAUGGAUAUUGACUUAAAUCUACCUCAAUAUGUUUGUAUGGCUGUAUACCAUGCUUGCAGAAUAAAUAAGGUUAAAAUUACAAAAAGUAAAGUAAUCGAGAAGUCCCGUUUGAAGCCAUCACAGUGGAGUAAAUUAGAUGCAGAAUGGAGUAAAUUUGUUAAUGAUAAUUUUGCUUCUGUUAAGAAGACAAAAGGUCGACCUCGUAAAGAAGUUAUAGAAGAUGCUAAUAAUGGAAUAGAAAAUAAUACAUCAAUCAAAGAAGAACCAACGGAUCAGAUAGAACCUUACGAUGUCUGGAAGAAACGUAUACUCGAAGAGGCUUAUAAAGAACUAAUGGCAAUGGAAGAAGUAGAAAAAGUACAAAAUGUUAUGCCUAUAAGACGGUCUCCAAGAAAAACCCCACAAAAAACUUCUCCAUACAAAACGCCUAUUAAAGGAAAAGGGAUUAGGUUAUUGUUUCCUAGGAAUUAA